ACCAGCAGAACGGGAGUCAUCGCAGAAAUCAUGGAGGAACGUCAGAAUGGAAUUUCCUUAGAUUUGUUCCUGCAUUGCUCUCUUGUUCCUGCUGUCUGCAUUGUGUUUCUGCUUUCAUUUGUACAGCGCAGAGCGAAGGCGCAGCCCUUUGAGAAUCGCUUUCCGUAUCUCAGGGGUCGAUUUGGCAUUGUGGUUCCAUUGGAUUUCAUCGGCAAUCUAAGUAACCGAUGGUCUUAUGGUUUUGCAUUUGGUGCUAUUGCUCCCAGUGUGAUUCAGCUUUUCUCUGAGUCCUACACACCAUUUAAUGUGCCUAACUGGGCUAAAGCUGUUUUGUACCUGGUAGGAGCGAUAGAAGUUGGUGUGGCGUACCUGCCAUUCUUUGCUUGUCUGUCAACGCCACACCGAGCACUAGGAGGGGCUUUAGGUCUUCUAUACACACUCAUGUGGCUCAUUGUGAGACUGUAUGACACGAUAAGCUGUCCCUCUGGAAGGGUUUUAGGUCCUUACGAGAAAUGGAUCAUUCUGUGGCCGUUCUUUCUGUGCCUGCUUUUCCUGCUGGGACGGUUUGUGUAUAUCAUUGUGAAGGCAGUAAGAAUCCACCUGCAGCUACAAGCUGAUGAGAAUGAGGAGGAUCUACAAUUCCAUCAGUUCAGAUAUGUACAGACUCUACUGAAACGCCCCUCUGAACAGCCGGAAGAAAAGAGUUGGUUCAGAAGAAAAAUGUAUGACUGGGAUCCUCACUUUAAAUUCCCUAACAGAAUGAUUGGCACAUGCAUUAUCUCUUUGAUUGGUUUGUACAUGAUGACCCUAGCGGACUACGGCUUGAGUGACUACACCUUUGACAAACUAGAUGCUUUGAAGGACUCACUUGCAGAGAUAGCAUCAUCCUGUAAUCAUACAGACAACAUUUUCACAUCCCUCAUUCCCAGAAUGAAUGAGUUCGGCAUUGUUGCACGAAGGUCGUGGCUGGCGACAACCAUUUUUUCCACUCUGACGUCUGUUACUUACACAUUUCAUGUGCUAGUAUGUUACAGGAAACAUUUAAAGAGGUUGUGGAGGGGGCAAAAAACUUUUCUUCCUGAGAAGUUCCAUAAACCAAGUCCUGCAGUCAGCGUGGCUGCUAUAACAAGAUAUUCAGGCUGGCAGAUUGCCUUCACUCUGUGGGGGUUUCUGAUAGUUCACUUUGUGCAGUUUCUUUUUGCCUUAAUGUUUGUGUAUGGAGUUGUUCUACCAAUCCAGAAGGGGCAAUUUCUCAGCUGGCUUUCUAGUGUUGGCGUCAUUCUGCUCACAAUAUCCAUAGUUAUAGCCUUGGUGGUAGGGCAGAUUAUUCUGGUCCAAGUGUUUUUCCUGCAGGACAAACUCUCACCUGAAGACAAAGAAAAGCCUCUUGCAAUCAACAACAGAAAAGCGUUCCACUGCUUUAACUACUUUUUCUUCUUCUAUAAUGUAAUUAUGGGGUUGAGCAACUGUAUUUUGCGCCUUUUAAGCAGCUGCAUUGUGGGUACAUGGCUGGUGUCGCGCAUUGAUCGGACCAUCAUGCAGCGCGGCUAUGAGUCCAUGGAUCCAGGAUAUAGCACAUGGAUAGGGAUGAUAUUUGCUGAUCAUUACCACAGCAACCCAGUUAUGGUGUCUUUCUGCCAUCUACUGCUUGGGAGAAUAGUGGAGAAACGGGGACCUGCAGUGCCCUCUUAUGCAACUUUUAGCAAUAACACAGGAUGUUCAGGAGGGGGCAGAGUACGCGUGCGCUGGCUGCUGCUUUACACACUGCUGAGGAACCCUGCACUCAUCCUGAUGAGAAAGAGAAAAACACUGACACAGAACGACAACCAAGACCCACUUCUCUUGGCCCGAACCAUCACAUCACAGGCUCAACAAGCAAAUGAACUGGUCAACAACAAAACUCCCGAAACAGAACCAAGACAGUUAGACAUCUGAAAGAACUUUAGCUCUUGAAACUGGUUCCUGGAAAGCAGAGCAGUGUAAGGGUGUCUAUCUGUGUGAAGACAGACAGCAUGAUUCAAAACUGAAGAUUGUGUCUGAAACUUUGAGGUCAUCCACUGUAUGCUGUUGCACUACUGACAAAAGAGACUUCUGUCUUCCUUUUUGAUACAAAGAACCAAAAUGAUUGAUGAAUCAUCUGCAUGUCAAAUUUUUUUGACCAAUAAAAUGUUCUCUAGAAUGAGAAUGUUCCCGUUAAUUUGUAACUUCACUCAUCAAAGCCAUUAAACAAACUCAAUUUUAUCAGCGAACUGGACUGAGAAAAUCCUGGAUUCGGUUGUAUGUACAGGGUUAAUGCUUUUCAUGAGCUUCUGUAACAAAUUUUAAUGUUUGAUUUGUUCAGUGGUAUUGGUCAGUAUUUUUGUAAUAAAAAUAUGAAAUAUU
Messenger RNA from Rhinichthys klamathensis goyatoka, 2382 nucleotides. RefSeq names its product STRA6-like (gene stra6l). The coding region runs from base 31 to 1935 and encodes 634 amino acids. Gene Ontology annotation, molecular function: signaling receptor activity; retinol transmembrane transporter activity. NCBI's taxonomy places the organism in Eukaryota, Metazoa, Chordata, Actinopteri, Cypriniformes, Leuciscidae. The record is from RefSeq and is a predicted model, not a curated record. Gene Ontology annotation, biological process: vitamin A import into cell. Gene Ontology annotation, cellular component: plasma membrane. The transcript is spliced from 18 exons.